Messenger RNA from Helianthus annuus (common sunflower), 702 nucleotides. RefSeq lists its product as uncharacterized. The record is from RefSeq and is a predicted model, not a curated record. The transcript has a single exon. NCBI's taxonomy places the organism in Eukaryota, Viridiplantae, Streptophyta, Magnoliopsida, Asterales, Asteraceae. The coding region runs from base 1 to 702 and encodes 233 amino acids.
AUGGCUUUUCAAUGGGAUUGGGCUUGUUCGGUGUUGGGCAAUGAUGAAAGUUCACAACUACAACAGCUUUUGGGCCUCAUUACUGGGCUAAAUAUGUCGGCUGGAUCUGACAAAUGGCAAUGGAAGAUUGAUGGUUCAGGUUGUUUUAGUGUUGCAAGUAUUAAAAAGGUGCUGAAUUCGGCUAAUCGCACAAGACCUGCUAGAGUUUUCGAGUGGAUCAACUGGGUUCCGAAAAAGGUUAGUAUCGUGGCAUGGAGGGCUGAGAUGGAACGGUUGCCGACGAAGGUAGCUCUAUCGAACCGGAACAUCCCGGUGAAUAACCGGCUGUGUGUUAUGUGUGGUAAUUAUGAGGAGACUUGUGAGCACUUGUUUACUUCAUGCCACUAUGCACAGUCGAUAUGGCUAUAUAUAGCGAGCUGGUGUAAUAUCCCACCGAUUGUCGCCUUCGACAUUAAAGAUCUUCUCACGGUACAUAUGGUUAGCGCCGGCCCAAGAAAGAAAUUAAAAGCAUUGUAUGCGGUCAUCUUGGUAACAUUUUGGAGUAUUUGGAAGUCAAGAAACGAGCUGGUUUUCACACAAAAAGGGCCGAGUUUGGCAAAGACUCUAGACGAAGUGAAAGCAAUGGCGUUUUUAUGGGUAAAAAAUCGGUCAAAAAUGGCGUCUUUAACAUGGGAAGAUUGGUGUAGAUUUAAGGUUGGUUGA